Molecule: messenger RNA, 3771 nt
Organism: Lytechinus variegatus (green sea urchin)
Lineage: Eukaryota; Metazoa; Echinodermata; Echinoidea; Temnopleuroida; Toxopneustidae
Exons: 2
Coding region: 809-3100 (763 amino acids)
Source: RefSeq, a predicted model, not a curated record
AAAGAAAGUAAGAAAGAAAGAAAGAAAGAGAGAAAGAAAGAAAGAAAGAAAGAAAGAAAGAAAGAGAAACGAACAUAAUUCUAUGUCAUUGGAUUACAUUCGAUGUACAUCAUGAUUGUAUUGCUUAUUGCACACUUUGUUGCGUUCGAGCUUUGCACAUUUCAGUUGAUGGAUAAUGGCAUCGCGGAAUUCAUAUGCUUUUUGACUGCAUAAAUAGAUCUUCCCGUAAGUCGUUUUCUUUGUUCAGCGCAGUACCCGGGGGGCCACUUCCAUUCACGAGUGGAUACCAUGCGCGACCAUGCGCCAAUAUGUUUGUGUAAUGUCGCCAUCUGCGACGGAUUGUUGUUAAAUCGCCUCUUGUUCGGCCGGCGCUGUUCUGUGAGGUAAAGCUCAAUGAAGUUGGCUUAAUAAACUGUAUUAUUACUGUAACUGGUUACUCAUCCUUUGUUUAAUUUAUUGUCGUGGUGACAGCUGGGAUUCGGACCUUUGCCUACCCCACACAACGAUGAGUUUCAUGCAAUCCUUGCAGCCAGUUGGUCGACAAAUCCUUUGUCGUGAUAGGUAUAAUAAGUUUGCCCACAGCAAGUCACAGUGGCGUAACUAGUCCCACGUAUAGCCGUUCAUGGCUGCUUCCCCAUUGUUGAGAAUCAGUUCCCAUCCUCGCCCUCAGGCCCGAGAGAGAGGCCACCUUAGACUAACUACAGAAAAGACAUGUUCGUCGUUUUCAGAAUCACAUGCUACUUGUUCAACUUAAACUUUUAAUUCACAUACUAGUAAUCAUUUGAAAUUGAAUCACAGUUUGACUGGAAUGUUUAGGAUAUAUGAAUCAACCAGUGCCAGUCCAGAUUGUAGUUAUGAGGAUGAAAAUUUUGAUGAAUAUAGUUGUGAUAAUGAUGACUGUGAGCUGUUAGAUAUUGAUUGUAAUUAUAAUGAAGAUGCUUACCAAGGUCAUGUUUUUAGAAGGAAUCAAAAUGAUGAAUCAGCCAGUGCUGGUGUUUAUUGGAAUCAUGAAGAUGGUUGUGAUUUUGACCAAUGUGAAUAUAUGGGAAAGGAUAUGCCUCACAAAAUACAUGUAUGUCCCCAGAGUCAGAUCCCUAGUAGAAUCUUACAUAGAUACAGUAGGCCCAUCUUACGAGUAGGUAAAGAACAUAUGCAACAUGACAAUACAAGUCUUAGACAUGGUAAAUUUGAGGGUUAUGUUUCAGAAGACGAGUAUGAGUGUUGUAAUAAUGCAUCAAAAGUUCAUCCAAAGAAAGAUGCAGAGCUAGAUUCAUUUGAUCAGUCUCACGACAGGCCUAUUCAGGUAUUACACGCUACCAUAUUAUCACCUGACCAUAAGCAUAGAUCUAUUGUUAGUCCCACUGUUUAUAGUAGACAGUCUGAACCCCCUUCAUUCCAACAUAAGAGUUUAGAUUGUAAGUGCCCACUAUGUCUUGAGGCUUGUCGCAGUAGUUACCACCAUAUAGGCGAUUGCCCCUUCCUUCCCAUACAUGAGAAACGCAUUAUAUCCCAAGCUCGAAAUGCCGCUAACAUUCUUGGCUAUUCUAGUGAUUUCCGGAGUUGCAGUGAUUCUUGUGAUGAUUUUGUCUAUCAUGACCUUGGUCAUGAUAUGGUUCCCAGCCGUAUUCCUGCAGAGUGUGUUGACCAUGCGUCAAGUGCUGUGGAUCGCUCCUCCGAAGAUCCUCGUGUGAGUUUUGGUUGUUUUGAUGACUCAGAGUCAGAGUCAGUUAUUUAUGAAGAUACUCUCUGUCAUGAAAGCUCAUCAGAGUCAGAUGAGACCCAAGACAAUACACCACAUUGUGCUGUGGCUAGUGAAUCUGUUGUGCCUAAUCAGGCCCUAACUCCUUAUGUAGAUCUUUUCCAUGGUGACCACUGUGUCCAUGUUGAUCUUGACAGUGGGUCUGCAGAGAAUUUGAUCAGUCAUUCAUUGGUUAAGUGUCUUAGAGGUGACAUUAUUGCCACUUCCCACUCUGCUUACCCAACCGCCCAUUCACCGUCACCUUUUGUCAUUGUAGGCGAGACUUGUCUCACAUUUUCUCGAGAUGGCAGGGACUUCCUUUUUAAAGGGUUUGUUGUUGAGUCUUCGAGCCUCGGUGUGCGAGCUGGUAUUCCAUUCAUGGAAUUGUACGAUGUGUUCGUUCGUCCCGCUAGGCGCGUCGUCACGUUUAGUGAGGGACCAUCGUACGUAUACGGUCCUUCGCUUCAGAUUAGUACUAUCAUUGUCAACGCGCCUGCUGCAUGUUCGCCUGCCUCGCCUUCGGGUAUCGUUGAACAGCAGCCUCACCCUGCUACGUCUCCAGAGCAUGCCAUGUUCAGUGAUGGACCAUCGUCCGCACUUGGUCCUUCGGUUCGCUCUAACCCUACAACCGUUAACACGCCUGCUGCGUGCUCACCUGCUUCGUCUUACUAUGUCUUCAAACAGGAAUCUUACACCCCGGCAUCCCCAGACUUAGGUACACCGGGCCAUCCUUUGACAAUCUUGAGCCUGCGAUCUGCGGUCGAAUGCCCUGGCGACGACACCACACUUGCUACAUGCUCGGAGUUGUAUCCCUUGGACAAUGAGGUGCUUGAGUCUCAACAAACCCAGUUUCUCAGUCUAGAGAGACAUCCUGUCGGCCACGUUGAGGACAGCCAUCAAUCGCUUCAGUCUCAGUCACAUGAGUCCUUGCAUAGGCCACCCGUGUUUGAGAACACCAAGUGCUCUUGUGAUGCUCUCCCAGUUGCACCUCCCAUGGCUGAUGCUGACUGUACCAGUCCCAACAGCUCCACUGAGGAUAUCCUGUUUUAUGAUGUGGUUCACCACCCUUACACCCUGGAGAUUGAAGACCCCCCUGGUCGACCCCCGGAAUCAUCUCUCGGGACUCUUACCAGUCAUCAGAGCUUGUCACAUGAUUCCCCUUCGAGGUUGACUGUUUCUUCGCAUUUGCAGAGUCACCUCUUCCAUCCUAGUGGUGAUCGCACUGGACUGCCUCCAGGUCGUCCCCCAGACCGAACUCACUGUAUCAUCUCUCCUAACAGGAUGAAAUGCUCACUUGAUGACGUCACUUCACUAGCAGAUAAAGAUUGUGUGACUAAAUUGAGAAAAAGGACUCAUUUCUAGUAUUUCAUUGUUCAUAUGUACUAUUGAACUUUCCUAUAGCAGAUACAGACUGUUUUACUAAGCUGAGAAAAAAGGACCAUCAUGUGCACUAUUGUGACAAGUGAUCUGCCUAGUGUGGAAUGCAUGCACCUUCGUGUACAGCUUCUGUGUGACCAUAUUGGACUUCACUGAUUUUUCAAUAAUCUUUUUAAAAUAUAUUAUGCUCUGUUUUGCGAUGUCUUUUUGACUUUUCCCUCCACUUUCUACUUUACCAUCAUUUUUCCUUUCGUUUUCAAUGUUUCAUACAUGGUUUUUAUGCUGAUAUAUGACUUAUUGCUUUGUAUGUCAGAUAUUUUGUAGUAAUAUAUAUAUAUGUAUUUACCUUUUUACAGCUAUUUAAAGUAGUUGAUAUUUUGUAUUUAACAGUAUUUUGUGUAUACAUGACUUUAUUAUUGAGUAUUUCUAAAUGUCGAUCCAUGUAAUUGUUUUGGUUAUUGAUUUUCACUGGUAUCUAUUGCAGGUUUCCGAAGUCUGUGCACUCCUUUAUCAGUCUAUGUUUCAUACAUAGCUUUUUGGUUAGCCUGUUUGCUAAUGGUGUGUUUGCAGAUCAAAAUAGCGAGGAUGGACGCAUCGAAACGGUGGCCGGGCACAUGCGCUCCAACCGGCGAGAUGCAGCGAAAUUCGAGGGCACA